UUAUUUGGGUAACUGAAAUGUCGGAUACCAACAUGUCGAUAGUGACGCGCAAGUAAACACUGAACACUUAGAUGAAGCAGUUAUUGACACUCGAUCGUUUGUUUAGAAGCUGGCGAACGGAAAACGUGGUGUAAACAAUAUAUUUUCAAUCAUGGCAGACGAUAUAGAUGACUUACUUGAUGAAGUUGAGAAAAAAUAUUUAGAAAAAGGAAAGCAACCCGUCGAUUCAAACACCAAGAGCAGGUGUAAUGUAGAGGAUGACCUAAAUGAUCUCCUAUCAGAUGAUAGCCUUGGAAAACACCAUAGAAAAACAAAUGCUAAAACGAAGGAGGGAGCAGUAACGGUCAGUACAGAUGGUAUUUCUAGGUAUAGACCAGAAUCUUCUAAAAAAUGCUAUCCUGUAUUUUUAGGUGGCAGUGCAGAUCCUACAGGUCAAGGAACAUCCAUUAGUCAUCGGACAUGUGACCAACUGCGCUGUACAGCAUGUGAUUUCAAGGUAUGCAUGUUUGACAAUCUCAAGUGGACCCAUGACACCACUUAUCUCUUUUUGAGAAACAAUGUGCCAGACUUUGGAAAACUCAAAGCAAAUCUUAUGCCAUCAAAGGGUUCACGUGCAUACUGCUGCCAGUGCAGCUGGCGGACAAUGACAACUAUUGUGCAACUGAAUGAUCCUGAUCUCAAGUGGGUUUGUGGGAAACAUUGAUAUUGCAGGUUUUUUACUUCAUUAAUCAUUGUUGAAAGGAGACCGUCCACCUUUUGUGAUCUUGACUGCAAAAUGUAUUAGAUACUGUAUUUAUGAAUGAUAGUAUGGGUUUUUUGCGCACUCUACUUUAUGAUUUAUGCAAUGUUAGGUAAAACAUUGGAAAACCCGAAAAUAUUGGCUGCAAGAGCUUUAUUUCUACCACAAGAAGAGUUUGUAAUGUGCUAGUCUGUUUAUAACUUUAGCAGAUGAUCAGUUCUUCAAAGACAAGUAAUGAGAGAAUCAUUUUUAUUAGGAAUGCUACAAAUUUAUCACUGAAAUGAUUUAUACACCUCGUGAAGUGCAACAUCAAACUCUGCAGCUGAUCUUAGCUGUGAGAAUGAUCUCUUCUGCAGGCAGAUACCACAAUUUGCUUGAAGGUUAUUCAUAAUGAAGUGAAUGUAUGGGAUUUUUGUUUGGUACAACUAAUCUUUGAAAGAAAGCUCUUAAUUUUCAUCUCAUCCUCUCUGUGCAAGUUCAGUACAAAUGAGAGAUCUGUAAAAUCAUAUCUUAGGAUUAUAGAAAAAUGGUUCGAUAAAUGUAAUGCCUUGCAUUAGUUGGAAAACAUUUUUGUCAGAUGUGAAUGCAGGAACAUUAAAUUUGGAUGGGUUUGUUAUUUCAAAGGAUUACUUUUUUCCCAAACUGUUGAUUGUAACCAGUCCCUUCUUGAAAAUAAAUGACUUACCAUCUGCAUCAUCAAA
This is a messenger RNA of Pomacea canaliculata, 1440 nucleotides long. RefSeq names its product protein C8orf37-like. Gene Ontology annotation, cellular component: cytosol. The record is from RefSeq and is a predicted model, not a curated record. The transcript has 6 exons. Bases 152 to 703 code for a protein of 183 amino acids. NCBI's taxonomy places the organism in Eukaryota, Metazoa, Mollusca, Gastropoda, Architaenioglossa, Ampullariidae.